UUUAUUUCCAUUUAUGUUUACUUAGUUUUAUUCAUACCUACGUUUGAUCGUAAUGAUUCUUUUUUUAUUAUUUUAGUCGGUAUUUGUAGGAAAAUGAACUAAAAAUUGUUAACCUCAAAAAGUUGAAUGGUUGUUAAGUUUCUCUGUUAAAGUGUUAAAUGUGUGUAAGAAUUUACAGUUUUAGGGACAUUAUCAAUAUGAUUGCCAUUGUUCUUAUCGAGUACCGAAGAGAUGCCACGCCCCACUGAAAUAAUACAAGCUGAAGAAUCGACAGCUCCGCGGUCCCCAUUAAGAAGAUCGUGUCGUAUAAUUGCAGUAUCUUCUCCAAUGCCGUCCGAAGCAAACACUAUUAAAGAAAGUAAUGAAGAUAAAGAAGUUGAACAAACUGGUACAGCCAAUAGAGGAAAGAGAGGAUCAUCAGUAACUAAAGAUAAUGGAGAAGCAAGCAUUGAACCAGGAAAAACUAGAUCUCGAAGAUCGUCUACUUCCAGUGAAAGUUCUUUGAAAAUUGAAAAAGAAACUGUGAAACCUAUUAGAACACGUAGAAGCUCAGCAACUCGUGAGGAGGAAACCAAAAAACCUAUCAGAGGAAGGAGGAGUUCUAUACAAUCUGAUAUUGAGGAAGAAGUUGCGAAGCCUGUCAGAAGUACACGAAACUCGAUACAAAACGAGAAAGAAGUGGAAGAAGAAUCAUCUGUAAAAACAAUUAGAGGAAGAAGAAGUUCAGCUCAAGAUGAUGUGAACGAAGAACAACGGCCUGCAAGAAUUACUCGUAGUAGGACGUCUAUGUCUAGAGAUGAAGAAACUAAAGAUGCUGCUGAACCAGAACCAAGAAGAACUACUAGAAGUCGUCGAUCGUCAAUUGAUGCUGAAGACGACACAGUACCUAAACAAGUGAAAACUCCAAUGAAACCUAAAAGAAGGCUCUCAGUGUCUGAAACGGCUGCUAUUUUAGAACCUAUAGAUGAAAAAGAAGAAGCACAAAACACUGCAAAACGUAAAGAUGAAAGUGUCCCAGGAAGUAGUGAGAUAAAAAUAAAUACAGACAAAACUAAUGAGCUUUAUAUUAUAUGUGAAAAUAGUUUGGGUGAUGAAGAUGGACGAAAAAGUUUAACGCCAAAAGCUUCACCAAGUCUCAACAAUGAAGGAAAAUCAAGAAAGGGAAAAUUGGAGAAAAGUGAACUCAAAGGUAGCCCAGUUAUAGUUCCUGAGGGAGGACGUCUAACACCAGACAGUCAAACGGUUAGAAAAUCACCUAGAAUUCAAGAAAAGAUAGAAAAAUGCAAAUCUGGAGAACACACCCCACAUAAGAAGUGUACAUGUUGUGAUGAGGAACUUUCAAAUUCCCCUUCCCGCAGAAAAAUAGGUUUGAAAACACCAGAAGAAAACGAUCUAACAUGCAACGUCAAUGUAGAAGACAUACAGUUUUCAACAAAAGUUAUACAUAAUGAUAAAUCGAUACAGAUGAAAGAAUGUCUUGUCGAUGAUGAUGUAUUCACAUCAGAAACGGUAGUUAUUCAGAAAACCGAAACGAAGUGUCUUAUUAGCGAUGGUUCAGAUGGAUCGUUUCAAUUUAAUCUGUCCAAGAGCAAAUAUGAAACUACAGAAAGCGAAGGUGACCUAAACGAUUCUAAGGCAAGUGAUAGUAGCGACAAAGAAAACGCUCAUCUAAAUCUAGAAAAAAAUUCAAAACCCCCAAUCACUGCUGAGCAGAAUGUUUUGGAAAAAUUAGCUGCAUCUGCCAAACCAGAACGAGUUCAAAACAUAACUCUGAAUCGUGUUUCGAAUGUCUUCAGACCUAAAAAUGUUGAUUACAGUUUUGUCGAAGCAAUGGACGUUGAUACUACCCUAAACCUAGAUGUUUCUAGAAUGGAAAAGAGCCACAUCAUACCAAACGAAAAUUCAAAAACUAUUGAUCUAACUGUGGAUGAAACUUUUUCCUUAAAUUUAUCUGAUACUUAUAUCGAAAAUUCCGAAGAUACAACAAUAUCAAAAGGUUCUAAAACGAUCGAAAACAAUUUGGAGGAUGAAACUAAUGAAAAAGAAAAUACGACAUUAAAUAUAAGUAAAGAAAAUCAUGAAAAUGAAAGAAAUACAGAAGUUAAAGAAAACGCCCAAGAAAUAUCUUCCUUAGAUGUAGACAAAUCGAAACUAAAGUCAUUAAAGGAAAGUCACAAAGAAAAUAGUGUUGACUUAAAAACGGACUCUCUCCUAAAUAAAACCGACUGUAAGGAUGCAGAAAAUAGAGAAGAUAUAACUGAGAAUGAAAACGAAGUUAGUAUAGAAGAAUCACAAAUUGCUUCAAAAGAAUCCGAAUCUGUCACAGUAGACUCAUUACAAAAUAUUACAGAAAAUCAUCACGAUGUAGAAACCAUCUCAAAUAUUGAAGAUCGUUCUACGGCUGAUAAAGCUGCUGCGGAAGAAAUAGAAGAAGAAGACGACAGAUUUAGCGAAACCGAUGAAAGAGAAGAAUCUCGCAAGAGCAAGGAUUGUCAGUCUAUCGAGGUGAAAGAGGAGGAGGAAGAAGAUGAUCGAUUUACUGAGACCAAAGAUAUAUCAGAAGAUUAUGAGUUUGAUGUGUCAGAUACAGAGGAAGUAUCACCCGUUAUUCCUACACAAUCUGAAUCGCUUAGAAAUGAGACUGUUAAAGAAGAUAUUCUUAAUGUUAGUCGGGAUGAGGAACAAAGUUCUGAGAUAAUAGAACGUGAAGAUGAUCCAGAAAUUGACAUUGAAACAUUAGAAGAGGAUGAAGAGUUAUCCAAAGAAAUUAAAAAUAAUGAUGAAGCUACAAUUAAUAAAAAUGAUAGUGAUCAGCCAACAAAAGAUAGUCAUGAAAAAAUAACUGAAAGUGCUAAAAUUUUCAUUACAUCUGAUUACCUAGAAAAAGAAUCAGUAACUUCUUCGGUUGAUGAUAAAUUUGCAUGCUCACUGAGAUCCAGUGAUUCAGUUAGUACAGAAGAGAAUGCCAUACAAGCAGAUCAAGAGCAAAACAUACGAGAAGAUCAAAUUGCUAUAACGGAUACUUGUGACUGUAAAGAAGAAAAUAAUAGAAUCACUGAGGAUAGUGUUAAGUACGACGAUAUGGAAAAUACUUUUCAAGACAUAGUUCAAGACGAUAAGGAUGAGGAAUUAUCUGCAACACCCACAAAUACCCAAGAUAAAGCUGAAGAAAUUGAAUCAGAUAUUAUUGACCAUCAGAAAAAAGAAACUUCUCAAAGUAUCAUCAUGGAUAAUAAAAAAGAAAACGGUCUGGAUGCAACACAGUUAAUACAUGACCAAAAAGAAACUAUAAGCUCUGAAAGUACCUCGAGUAGCAGUUUAUCUGAAUUAGAAAACGAAGAGAGAAAUGAGUUACCGGAAAAAAUGGGAAUGUCAGAACUUUUAAAUCCAAUCAAGGCACAAGAAGAAUCAAAUAAUACACAAUUGUCUGUUGUAAAUUCUACCAGUCUAGAACUUGAACCGCAAAAAUCAUUCGAAAUUUCAGCUGCCAUAAGUCCUAAAAAGGGAAAAAAGAGGAAAUCGGAAAUUCUUACUGUAGACCUAGCAAAAAUUUCCAAAAAUAUAACAAAUAAUCAAGGAGAUACACUCGAAAAUAAUCUUGGAAAUGUAGAUAAAUCAUCCAAAAUUUCAACAGUCAUAAGUCCUAAAAAAGGAAAAGAUAGACAAUCGGAAAUUGUUACUGAGGGCCCAGCAAAAAUAUCGGAAGAGAACACAAAUAAUCAAGAAAAUACACCCGAAAACAAUCUUGAGAAUGUAGAAAUCCAUAAAUCAUCUGAAAUUUCAGCAGCCAUAAGUCCUAAGAAAGGAAAACAGAGAAAAUCGGAAAUUUGUACUGUAGACCCAGCAAAAAUAUCCGAAGAGAACGCAAAUAAUGAAGAAGAUACACCCGAAAACAAUCUUGAAAAUGUAGAAACCCAUAAAUUAUCUGAAAUUUCAGCAGCCAUAAGUCCUAAAAAAGGAAAAAAUAGACAAUCGGAAAUUGUUACUGUAGACCCAGCAAAAAUAUCGGAAGAGAACACAAAUAUUCAAGAAGAUACACCCGAAAACAAUCUUGAAAAUGUAGAAACCCAUAAAUUACCUGAAAUUUCAGCAGCCAUAAGUCCUCAAAAAGGAAAAAAGAGAAAAUCGGAAAUUGUUACUGUAGAUCCAGCAAAAAUUUCCGAAGAGAAAACAAAUAAUCAAGAAAAUACACCCGAAAACAAUCUUGAAAAUGUAGAAACCCAUAUAUUAUCCGAAAUUUCAGCAGUCGUAAGUCCUAAAAAGGGAAAAAAGAGAAAAUCGGAAAUUUUUACUGUAGACCCAGCAAAAAUGUCCCAAGAGAAAAUAAAUCAUCAAGAACAUACACCCGAAACCCAUAAUUCAUCCGAAAUUUCAACAGCAAGUCCUAAAAAAGGAAAAAAGAAAAAAUCAGGUAUCGUUGCUCUGGAAAUAACAGAAGAGAAAGAGAAAAUUGACGUACAUCCAGCACUAAAUUCGAAAACAAAUGAGGAAAACAAUGCAAAAAUUAAUAAGAGAUUUUCGCUUGACCAUUGGUUUGAGUCCUCAACUGUAGACGAUCCACCUGAACCAGAAGAUAUAAGAACAAAGGUUAAAGACUCAAAAAACAAAAAGAAGCAGCAUGACAUAAAUUCAGAUGAAUCUCCGAAAGAUAACAAACGAGAUACAGAACCUACUAAAGUUGUCAAAAAGAACGAAGCCGGAAAGAAACUUAAUUCUACGCAAUUUUUGGAACAAUAUGAAGAUCCCAGAUUGGACGCUGAACUGGAAAGAUUACUUAAAGAAGCUGAAGAUUCCAAAUUUGAUGGAGAUUCCAGCUCUGAUGAAGAUUCCAGCUCUGAUGGAGAUUAUGAAGAGCAGUCCGGCAAUAGUUUUCUUGAUGAUAUGGCGGAAGAAGGAGAAGAGGACACACCUUCAGAAGAUAGUAAUGCUAUUAUAGAUGAAGGAGAACCGAUCAAUACUGAUUCCGAAAGAUCAGAAGAUGAGGACUAUGAUGAUGAUUCUUCUUUUAUUUGUGAUGAAGGUAAUACGGAAUUACUAUCAGGUGAUGAAUUUGAUUUGGGAAACGAACAGACAAAGAAAAAGUCGCGAAUUAUAAACGUAGAUGACAGGGAUGAAGAAGUUAUAAAAAUUAAAAGGAAAAUCAAACCUGAGCCGAUAAAGAGAAAAUCCAGAAUUAUUAAGAUGGAAGAUUCUUCAGAUGAUGAGGAAGUUGUUGAUUUAGUAUCUGAUCAGGAAGGAUCUGUUAAUCCAACUAGUGAAGAGUCAGAUCAAGCAUCACCGAAGAAAGAUACCAUUCAAGAAACUGUUAAACCAAAAUCAUCUAUCAGAAUAAUAGAAAAUGUAGAUGUCAGAGAAAUUAGGGACACAACAUUAAGCGAACGAAUUAAUCAACUUGUAGAUACAUUUUGUACAACAAUUCCUCAAACAGGUGAUGUGUCUAUGAACCUUUCGCUAGAGUAUGCAGGUAAAGCUUCUCCUGAAGAAAAGAAGAAGAGGUCAAAGAGAAGAAAAUCAAAAGAUUUUCAAAGAAAAAGUAUUUCUGAAGAGGAAAAUUUGCCAAAGACACCAAAAUUGGCUGAAGAAGUUUCUCUUGCAGAAUCGCUUAAAAAUGUGCCAACAAAGCCAAGACUUAGCCUUAGUAUGACUGAAGAUGAUCCUUCCACGUCAGAACAAUCACUUAAAAGGCGUUUAAGUAAAAGUAUGGAUGAUGUAGAGAAAGAGAUCAAGAAACGCAAAAAGAAGAAAUCUAAAAAGUCCAGACAAAAAGCAGAAUCAUAUAAAAAAUCAUCAGCAGACUCGAAUUCUGUCAAAGAUAUAAACUUAGAUGAAUUAUCGUUUGGAUUAAUAAAUGGACUUCUCACAGAUGUUAAGAAUAGACCUAGGAGGAUGAUAAAGCCAUCUACUUCAAAAAGAUUUGAUCUCGAUAAUAAUUGGACCGUAGAGCUUGGUGUCGAUGCAAAACCAUCGACGAGCGAGAUUUCCAAGAAAGAAACAGAAGAAUUUAAAAAACCAAAAAUUCAUCCAAAAGAUUUUAGAACUCAAAUGUUAUACAGUUCGUCAAGAGUUAAAAGAAUAGAAACUAAACAGCUGUUAAAGAAAAGGGCAUAUUUUUAGAAUAGAAUAAGUAUUUUUUUAAUUGUAGGCAUUUAAAUAUCGUACUUUUUUGUUAAGUCUGAACUUUUUACAAUGUUACCCGUUGUCUUAUUUUUUUAGUAAAUAUUUUUUUAAUUCUC
Messenger RNA from Diabrotica virgifera virgifera (western corn rootworm), 6233 nucleotides. RefSeq names its product myb-like protein X. The record is from RefSeq and is a predicted model, not a curated record. Lineage: Eukaryota; Metazoa; Arthropoda; Insecta; Coleoptera; Chrysomelidae. The transcript is spliced from 4 exons. The coding region runs from base 232 to 6114 and encodes 1960 amino acids.